This is a messenger RNA of Annulohypoxylon truncatum, 951 nucleotides long. Its product is annotated as cross-pathway control WD-repeat protein cpc2. NCBI's taxonomy places the organism in Eukaryota, Fungi, Ascomycota, Sordariomycetes, Xylariales, Hypoxylaceae. Gene Ontology annotation, molecular function: translation regulator activity; protein kinase C binding; ribosome binding. The record is from RefSeq and is a predicted model, not a curated record. Gene Ontology annotation, biological process: positive regulation of protein phosphorylation; rescue of stalled cytosolic ribosome. The transcript has 5 exons. Gene Ontology annotation, cellular component: nucleus; cytosol. The coding region runs from base 1 to 951 and encodes 316 amino acids.
AUGGCCGAGCAACUCAUUCUCAAGGGAACCCUCGAGGGCCACAAUGGCUGGGUAACCAGUUUGGCCACCUCCAUGGAGAACCCCAACAUGCUACUGUCCGGUAGCCGUGACAAGACCCUGAUCAUCUGGAACCUCACCCGCGACGAGUCGCAAUACGGAUACCCCAAGCGAUCUCUCCACGGCCACUCCCACAUCGUCUCCGACUGCGUUAUCUCCUCUGACGGCGCCUACGCUCUGUCUGCUUCCUGGGACAAGACCCUCCGACUCUGGGAGCUCGCUACCGGCACUACUACGCGACGGUUCGUCGGCCACACCAACGACGUCCUCUCCGUCUCCUUCUCCGCCGACAACCGACAGAUCGUCUCCGGCUCUCGUGACCGAACCAUCAAGCUAUGGAACACCCUAGGUGACUGCAAGUUCACCAUCACCGACAAGGGACACACCGAAUGGGUCUCCUGCGUCCGAUUCAGCCCUAACCCCCAGAACCCCGUCAUCGUGUCCAGCAGCUGGGACAAGCUCGUCAAGGUCUGGGAACUCUCCACCUGCAAGCUCCAAACCGACCACAUCGGUCACACCGGCUACAUCAACACCGUCACCAUCUCCCCCGACGGAUCCCUGUGCGCCUCCGGUGGUAAGGACGGUACCACCAUGCUGUGGGACUUGAACGAGUCGAAGCACCUGUACUCCCUGAACGCCGGCGACGAGAUCCACGCCCUCGUCUUCUCUCCCAACCGAUACUGGCUCUGCGCCGCCACCGCUAGCAGCAUCAUCAUCUUCGACCUGGAGAAGAAGAGCAAGGUUGACGAGUUGAAGCCCGAGUUCACCUCCGUCGGCAAGAAGAGCCGGGAACCCGAGUGCGUGAGCUUGGCCUGGAGUGCGGACGGCCAGACUCUGUUCGCUGGCUACACUGACAACAUUAUCCGAGCAUGGGGUGUCAUGUCGAGGGCAUAA